CUCCUCCUCUCUCCCGGGUGCCUUUCCCAAUGUUCCGCUGCAGGGCUUCCUGAACUGGCUCCGAGUCUCCCGGGACGGACUUUCCAGAGCCUUCCAGGCGCUGAGAAUGUGAGGCGGCGCAGAUGGCUCUGGUCAGUGAGCAGGUGGAGCGACCUUCGACCCCGCUGCCUCCCGCCGAACACGUCUGCCAGGAGGCUCGCGGCUCCCGCAGCACGGCAGAGAGUGAAGGUCGGAGGAGACCGAGGAGGCGAGAGACGUUGCUCACUGACCCCCGAGUAGAUACGGAGGAGUCACAGCACAGGAGACUGACGGGAGUCCAGCUGAAGCCGGUGGAGCAUCUCUCGACCCCGCUGACCCCCAGCGACUGCGAGGUCAAGUUUGAAGUGAAGCGGUCCCAGUCCAGCCAGCUGUCCAAAGCCAACGCUCACUUCCACAAGCUCUUCAAGGAGGUCUGCAGAGAUGAGCCACUCAGACAGAGCUACACCUGUGCGCUGCAGAAGGACAUGCUGUACCAGGGGAAGAUGUUUGUCUCCGACAGCUGGAUCUGUUUCCACUCCAAAGUCUUUGGCCGAGACACCAAGAUCUCCAUCCCGGUCACUGCGGUCACCUUCAUCAAGAAGACUAAGACGGCACUGCUGGUGCCCAAUGCUCUGGUGGUGGAGACCAGCAGCGAGCAGCACGUCUUUGUUUCCUUCCUGUCCCGGAACGCCACGUUCAAGCUCCUCAAGUCCGUCUGUGCUCAUCUGGAGGUGGAGAAGAGCAGCAGUCCUCUGGUGUCCUCGUGUGAGCACAGCUUCAGGGUUGGCUGCUCCUCCUCGCUUCCUCUGUUCCCCGCCGACUUCUCCCACCUGGACGGAGUCGUGCAGCGACGGCGGCAGGACAUGAUGGAGAGCAGCAGCUCCGGGUCCCGGACGCCGGACUACGACAAAGUGAGCGAUGUUUGUGCCACAGACUUCAGCGCGCUGCCCGACUCCUUCCUUAAUGUGGUGAAGAGUGCAGAGGUUUCGGUCCACGCAGACGUUCACCUGCAGAACUCGGGACAGAACCACGGGCCGUCCAAACCUUCCAGAACUCACCGGGAGAAAUCCUCUCAGUCCAGUUCUCUGCACCUGCUGCUGCUGAUCUACCUGUUUCUGGUGAGCCUCCUGGUGGUGUCCACCUGCUACAUGGCUCUGAAGAUCGUGGCUCUGGAGCACCGCCUGGACUCCUUGCUGUCCCUGGGCCAGAACCUUCAGAACCGGCAGAGCUCCGGCGGUCAGACGCAGGACGAGCUGAACGCAGAGAUCUAUGGAGAGCUGUCCACCAACCUGUUCAAGCUGGAGAAGAUUCAGAGAAACCUCAGGAAACUUCUGCAGACGUGAAGAAGAGCCACAGGACAACAGCACCUUGUAGCCAACAAGUAGCAAGAGGAUGGUGCAGGGGUGCCAGUGUUUCUUCUUCUCCUCCUUCUUCUUUCUUGACUGCACGUCACCUUCAUCCUCCUCCUCUGCCUCCUCCUUCUGCUUCUCCAUCUCCUGAUGGAGCAUCACUUUGCUACCUGACCUCUCAGGAGGCUGUGAACUGAACCAGAUCCUUGGAUUCUUCUUCUGCUGUCUGAUCCUUGUCCUCUGCCCCAGAGCCCUCCACUGGUGUCAUGGGUGCCUCUGGCUCGCCCAGUUCCCUCUUUACAUUGCUGUCUGGAUGUGGAUGAAGAGAGUUUUUGCGCCCCCUAGUGUUGGGAAAACAUUUGCCACUCAGCCAUGUUGCCUAAAAGUGAGCCCUUCACACACGUCGGCUCACUAUUUGUCAAGCACUUGUUACGUCACUCUCUAUUUUUAAAUUGAGUAUUGUAUUUGUUUGUUUGUAGAACAGCCAGGCACAUUUUGGGCAAAUAUGAAAUGUUUCUGUGCAUAAGAAAUGUUUCAAAUUCCAGCUGGAAUAAGUGACAUGACAGAGUGAGGUGAUCAUGUGAUGUUGGUGGAGUGUGGAGGGUGUUCAGGGGGUCCACAAGAAGGACGACACACACACUCAGAUCAGUCUUAUUCUUAAGGAUUCUCCAGACUGUUCAGACACUGACCUGACCUCCACACAUAGGUCCUCGGCUUCUCCUUCACUCACUCUCUGGAUCCUCAGUGAGUGACCUACUGCAGCCCCACAUUGUUACAGGUGUUGUCUCCACCAUUAAACUGGGUGCACUGUCUGUCUUUUGGGGGUUUAGAACAGGUCAGAUCUGGUCACAUCAUUUCCCGUGGUCCAAAUUGAUAGUAACAUUUUAGUCUGUUCAGAACCAUUGAUCCCUGUGACCCCAGUUACCACUGCAUCGACCCACCUGGCUGGUGAGACCAAUACCAGCUAAAGAGUUUUAGAAUCAGAUUUCUUCAGUCCAUAUGAGCCACAGAUGUCCAUGAUUGAUCUGCCUUAACAUAGCAGCGUGUGUUUUUAAGACGAAAAAUAAAAACAUGUCUUUCUGCCUCUAGAUUCUAUAUAUAAUUGUUUUUUUUUACUUUUAUAUUUGUUUGCAAAUAUGUUUUCGACUAGUUGAAUACAAACGACAAAAAAUAAUGCAAUUGAAGUGUCAAAAAUUGGUGGCUGAAAUAAAUAUAUGGAACAAACUUAUUUUAAAUAUUUGUGAGCAAUUGUUAUCAAUACAUUCAUAUGUAAUCAGAAUGAGAACAUUCCCAUUAAA
Molecule: messenger RNA, 2665 nt
Organism: Synchiropus splendidus (mandarinfish)
Lineage: Eukaryota; Metazoa; Chordata; Actinopteri; Syngnathiformes; Callionymidae
Product: GRAM domain-containing protein 2B-like
Exons: 14
Coding region: 123-1361 (412 amino acids)
Source: RefSeq, a predicted model, not a curated record